Babesia bovis T2Bo is the source of this 521-nucleotide messenger RNA. RefSeq lists its product as uncharacterized. Lineage: Eukaryota; Apicomplexa; Aconoidasida; Piroplasmida; Babesiidae. The record is from RefSeq and is a predicted model, not a curated record. The transcript is spliced from 5 exons. Bases 15 to 518 code for a protein of 167 amino acids.
GUAAUAUUUUCGUAAUGUCGUAUGGUUGGUUGAGUGAGAGUACGAUUGCUCCUCGCAAAGGUCGUUCUCUUCAGGUUCCCAAAGGUUCGACUUCCUUAUUGCAGCGCUUAAUCAAAAGCCACGGCCCCUCUGGUAAACUCGCUUCUACAUUAAAAAAGGCAGGAAAAUCCAAGACAAAAAAGGAUCCUUUGGACGGCUCCAACCCUGGCGUUGAGUUGCGCAACCGUGUUGACCGCAUAAGCCAAUCUAGCACUAACUCCAGGAUUCGUGAGCGUUUAUCUGCCAAGGCGCAUAUUUAUGAGUCGAUGUCCCAGGGGCUACCGGUAUCUGACGUCGAGUGUGUGGAACCCUUGGUUGACUUCUCAACGAAACGUGAGUUGGAUGCUGCUUCAUGCACUGUUGAGGGACCCGAAGGCACUGUUUUAGUAUCCAAACCGAUAGAUCCAGUUACCAGUGAAGCUCCUGUUACCAGUAACGUAUCACUAGCUGACGUUAGCGCAUUUUCGGAUGAAGAAUAGUUU